CAGAGCUUGUCGCAAAGGAAACUCCCACAGAGUUCUCGACAGUGGUGGUGAGGAGCAGGCUGACGGGAAGGGAGUAGUGGAGGCAGAUCGACGAAUUGACCUAAAGCAGAGUUCUGAUGUCUUCUUGAAAUAAAUGCACACACUUCGCUCCUCCUGAGACCAGCCCAGAAAAGAACAGGCUCAUAGCGCUCUCGUGUCCCCAGCAACGAUGUCUCUCUUCUGGGUUGCGCUGUGUUCGGUGCUUCCUCUUCUGGUUCUCCCCAGUGGUCCAUAUAAUUGCAGCGUCCAUGAGAGCAGCAGCUCAGUGAAGGAGUCUCCACUGCUGACUUCCUUACAUUGCCAUAACGACUACGAGUCCUACGUCCACUGCAGAUGGAGGAAACACGGAGACACGUCCCCGCAGCUUUGGUUCCAAACUGAAAACAACAGGUAAAAUCAAAAGAGACGAUCAGAGGGAACAAAUGAUGACAACGGGACCAGCCAGUGUAGAUAUGAAACUCAAACUUUUUCCAUUGGCAUCAAACACACCGUCUUUUUCCUCGAGAACGAGAUGCAGACUGUUUGUUCAUCUGUCCCGCACAAGCCUCUGGAUCUUUCUCAGCACGUGAGAGCUCAUACACCAGCAGAUCUUUCUGCACACGAUCCAGGAGAUGGAGGCCGAUGGUUCAGCUGGUCCAGCCCCUACACCUCCUCCUCCUCCUGGAGCAAAGAUCUCCGCUACCAGCUCAGCUACAGACCAGUCAGACACAACCACUGGACAACCAAGAACGUCACAAACACCAGCUUUAAACUAGAGAAGCAACUGUUGCUCCCCGGUUGCAGGUAUGAAGCCCGGGUGAGGGCCCGGGCCAGCGUGGGCCAGUGGAGCACCUGGAGUCCGGUGGUGACCUGGAAGACUAAGGAAGACACUGGGCAGUUUCCCAGUUUGGAUUGUGUGCUGCAUGGAGAGAGGGAGGCGAUGUGCAGCUGGGAGGUGAGCAGAGAGCUGGCUGCCUUCAUUAGCUACCAGCUGGCCUGUCACGACACCGCACCGUCUGAGAGAUGCUGCAUGAACCUUACAGUCAGCGCUGAGAGCAGCAGCUCAGCACUGAGGUACAGCUGCUCACUGACCGUCAAAGACCGUCUGCUGCUGGAGCUCAUACCAACACACACGGCCAGGACGUUUGAGGCCUACAAACACAUCCGUCCCAAACCGCCACAGCACUUAAGAGUGAAAGAGAAGAACAACAACUGGAUCUUUGAAUGGAUUGAACCGAGCUCAGCUUCAAAACUGAAACUGUCCUAUCAGGUCUGCUACCACAGAACACAGGAUCAGAAUAAUACUGAAUGUUCAACCCUGCUGAACACUUCAGAGGGGUGCACGUCCCUCACCAUCCAGGGAGCAUCUCUGGCCUCGUCCCAGCCCUACCAGGUGAAGGUCAGGUCACUGGUCGUCCCCGGACACGGUUCCAAAUUCAAGGGGAUCCCGUCUAAAUGGACCGAUCCCGUAAACUGGACCUCACAUGCAGGAACCUGGUCCCUCACCACCUUGAUAUAUGUUCUCACCAGUUUGUCUGUGGUCACGUUCUUCUUCGCACUCUACUGCACCAUUCCAGCUUGUCGAAGGUGGGUCGUCCUGUGGGUGGAGUCAGUUCCCUCUCCACACAAAAGUACCAUCCUGUGUGAGAUCAAGAGUGUGACCAGUUGGACGCUGCAGACCGAGGACCUGUCCAUCUGCAAAGUGCUACAGGACACUUCUUCUUCUUCGUCUACAUGCUCCUCGUAUGUUUCUAUUGUGCCGAUCACCACAGUUAAGGAAAAGCUGUUGGAGCCGGACGAAGGUUUCUGGAACAGCGACGACCUGUCCAGCAAUCCUGAGAAGAUAAGUUUCAGCGGACCCUACAUCUUCUGCGAGAGAUCAGAGCCAGAGGUGGUCAACUGCUUCGAGAAAGAAGACAGCACCUCAUCAGAUGACUCGCCUCCUCCCAUGAAUUUUAACAUGAACGGAGGCGGUUACGUGUCUCUACCCAACCGCAGCGUCUCCAGGUCCACACAGGACCUUGUCUCUAACAGCGUUUUCAACGCAAAUACACACGGGCACAACAGCAUGGGGUAGGACCCACAGAGGGCAGACACCAUGCUGGGGUCAGCAGGGACCAACCUCCGGCCUACACCCCUUUCACCCCAUGGCCUAAGGUGGCAGCGUACAGGCCUCGGGUUAACUUCCACACAUGAGCAGCGUGACCUGCAACAUGUCAGGAGAGAACCUGAAGCAGGAGCUGUCAGGCUUUAAUCUGCAGAUAUUGACAAUUAAUCAAGCUGUGGUUCAAUUCAAUUUCAAACUACCUGUGCUUCCAUGUGCAACAAAGUGAAUCACAGGUAUUAAUAACAGA
Molecule: messenger RNA, 2372 nt
Organism: Paralichthys olivaceus (Japanese flounder)
Lineage: Eukaryota; Metazoa; Chordata; Actinopteri; Pleuronectiformes; Paralichthyidae
Source: RefSeq, a predicted model, not a curated record